Molecule: messenger RNA, 3436 nt
Organism: Chenopodium quinoa (quinoa)
Lineage: Eukaryota; Viridiplantae; Streptophyta; Magnoliopsida; Caryophyllales; Amaranthaceae
Product: dynamin-2B-like
Exons: 22
Coding region: 349-3102 (917 amino acids)
Cellular component (GO): microtubule; membrane; cytoplasm
Molecular function (GO): GTPase activity; GTP binding; microtubule binding
Source: RefSeq, a predicted model, not a curated record
ACCGAAAGUCCGAAACAUAAUUAGCAACCCUUUAAAAUAAGAUCUGCUCCGUCAGCAAGUGGGGUAUAUUUCAUUAUAAUCACCGCACCUCAAAAACUCUUCCAUCCCCACCCCUUCAAUCUGACUGAAAAACUUGAAAAAAGUUUGAAAUUCCAAAACCCCCAAUUUGAAUUUUCUCUCUCUACCGAUCUCCUCCUCCAAAAUCAAAUCUCCCCCCAUUAGGAUUUCUCUCUCUCCUCACAUUUCUGGAUCUACUCUUUUUCUUCGAUCUCUUCCACUUUGCUUUUUUCUUAGAUUCGAUUUCAUUUUUUUUUUGUUUUAAUUUGAAGAGGAAAGAAAGAAACUCAAAUGGAGGCGAUCGAAGAAUUGUCGCAGCUUUCUGAUGCGAUGCGUCAAGCAGCGUCUGUGCUUGCUGACGAAGAUGUGGAUGAUACUUCUGCUUCGGCAUCGUCGUCUCGUCGGAACUCUACUUUCCUCAAUGUUGUUGCGCUUGGCAAUGUCGGUGCAGGUAAAUCAGCAGUCUUGAAUAGUCUGAUUGGGCAUCCUGUUUUGCCAACUGGUGAAAAUGGAGCUACACGAGCUCCCAUAAGCAUUGAAUUAAAUAGAGAUGGUUCUUUAAGCAGCAAAUCCAUUGUUUUGCAAAUUGACAAUAAAACUCAGCAGGUGUCUGCAAGUGCUCUUAGGCAUUCUCUUCAGGAUAGGCUCAGCAAGGGCUCAUCAGGAAAGACUCGUGAUGAGAUUUACUUGAAGCUGCGUACAAGUACAGCUCCACCUUUGAAAUUGAUUGAUCUGCCUGGGUUGGAUCAACGGAUUGUGGACGAUUCUAUGGUCAGUGACUAUGUGGCGCACAGCGAUGCAAUUUUGUUGGUGGUAAUUCCUGCUUCUCAGGCACCAGAAGUAUCUUCAGCAAGAGGUCUUAGACUUGCCAAGGAGCAUGAUGCAGAAGGAACGAGAACUAUUGGUGUAAUCAGCAAAAUAGAUCAAGCUGCGUCAGAGCCUAAAGCCCUUGCUGCUGUCCAGGCCUUGUUGUCAGGUCAGGGACCAAGAAGCACCGCUGAUAUGCCAUGGGUUGCUUUAAUUGGUCAGUCAGUGUCAAUAGCUACCGCUUCUGGAACUGCUGGGUCUGAGAACUCCUUAGAAACUGCUUGGCGAGCUGAAACUGAGAGCCUUAAGUCUAUCUUAACCGGGGCUCCCCAAGGCAAGCUUGGUAGAAUAGCUUUGGUAGAAUCUUUGGCUGCACAAAUACGCAACCGUAUGAAAGUCAGGCUUCCUAGUAUUCUUUCUGGACUUCAAGGCAAGUCCCAGAUAGUUCAGGAUGAACUAGUGAAACUUGGUGAGUCAAUGGUUUCUAGCCCUGAAGGUACGAGAGCUUUGGCACUGGAACUUUGUCGUGAAUUUGAAGAAAAAUUUUUGAGGCAUGUCACUGGUGGUGAGGGCAAUGGGUGGAAGAUUGUUGCCAGUUUCGAGGGAAAUUUUCCUAACAGGAUAAAGCAGCUUCCAUUGGAACGACACUUUGAUAUUAACAAUGUCAAAAGGAUUGUUCUAGAAGCAGAUGGUUACCAACCCUAUCUUAUAUCUCCUGAAAAGGGGCUGAGAUCUUUGAUAAAGAGUGUCCUUGAAAUGGCUAAAGAACCAUCACGGCUUUGUGUUGAUGAGGUGCAUCAUGUACUGGUGGAUAUUGUUUCUCAAUCUGCAAAUGCCACACCGGGUCUUGGAAGGUACCCACCAUUUAAAAGAGAGGUAAUCGCAAUUGCAAGCUCUGCACUUGAUGUUUUUAAAGGCAAAGCAAAGCAAAUGGUAGUUGACCUAGUAGAUAUGGAGCGUGCCUUUGUUCCACCACAACACUUUAUUCGUUUGGUGCAGAGACGGAUGGAGAGGCAAAGACGUGAAGAGGAGGUAAAGAGUAGAUCUUCCAAGAAAGGGUCGGAUGCAGAGCAAUCAAUGUUGAAUAGGGCAACAAGUCCUCAGACAAGCAGCCAACAAAGUGGGAACUCUAAAUCAUUGAAGGAUUCAAAAUCUGAUAAAGAGAAAGACAAAGACAAAGACAAAGAGGGACAAGAGGGUUCUGGUGUGAAGACUGCUGGGCCCGAGGGAGAGAUAACUGCAGGUUUCUUAUUGAAGAAGAGUGCAAAGACUAACAGUUGGAGUAGACGAUGGUUUGUGUUGAAUGAAAAAACUAAAAAGCUUGGAUACACAAAGAAACAAGAAGAAAGACAUUUUCGCGGUGUGAUCACUUUGGAGGAGUGUCAAAUUGAAGAAAUUUCUGACGAGGAAGAUGCACCCCCCAAAAGUUCCAAGGAUAAAAAGUCUAAUGGUCCUGAUAAAGGUCCCAGCCUAACAUUUAAGUUGACUAGCAAAGUACCAUACAAGACUGUUCUUAAAGCACAUAGUGCUGUGUUGUUGAAAGCUGAGAGUGUGGCUGACAAGGUUGAGUGGUUGAACAAGCUGAAGAAUAUUGCAGUACUUAAAAGUGGUCAAGGAAUUGGUGAACCUGGACUACAGAUGCGUCAAAGUCAUUCUGAUGGUUCCCUAGACACAAUGGCAAGAAGACCUGCAGAUCCUGAAGAGGAGCUUCGCUGGAUGUCUCAGGAAGUGCGUGGAUAUGUCGAAGCUGUUCUAAACAGCCUUGCUGCAAAUGUGCCAAAAGCUGUUGUUCUUUGCCAAGUGGAGAAAGCCAAAGAGGACAUGCUUAAUCAAUUGUAUAGUUCCAUAAGUGGCCAGAGCUCUACAAAGAUUGAAGAACUCCUUCAAGAAGACCAAAAUGUGAAGCGUAAAAGAGAACGUUACACAAAGCAGUCAACUAUUCUAUCAAAACUUGUGAGGCAACUAAGCAUCCAUGAUAACCGGUCAGAUGGGUGGUCUGAUGGUGGUAGUGGUGCAGAAAGCAGCCCCAGAACAGGGGGCUCAGGGGCUGGGGAAGAUUGGAGAAGUGCAUUUGAUGCUGCUGCUAAUGGACCGUCAGAUUUCUCUAGGACACACAGUCGGCGGUACAGUGAUCCAGCCCAAAAUGGUGAUCUAAAUGGCGGAUCUGGCUCAAGCUCAAACAGUCGUCGCACGCCAACACGAUUGCCCCCUGCCCCACCUUCAUCUGGUAGAUACUAGAUGUAUGGGACAUGAAAGUAGACGGAGUUUGUGAUGACUAAUAUUAUGAUUCGUGUAAUUCUUGUUGGGGUGGGUGUUUUUAUCUUGCUCCCUGAUGUUGAGCAUUUCUUCUGCUCUCCUUACAUGUUAUAAUAGUUUUGUAGAUUGGGAGAAAAAAGAAUAGGUGAUUCAUGUAGAUAGAUAUUGGGCGGUGUUCCUUUUUAUCAUUGAUGACUGAAUUUUGAGAUGUAUUAAAUUUUCCUUCCCUUUUCUUGGUGAAAUGACGUCUUUGCACGAUGAUUGUAAAGCUUCUUUGCGCGAGAUUUAAGAAAUUACAAUUAUAACGAUUUCUUCA